AUGAAAACAUUUACUUUAUAUUUAGAAAUUUUUGCAUUUCUUCUUUUAAUUUGGAUAUUCCCUUUUUUUUACAACUAUGAUUCCAGUAAGUCUUUGAUUAAUAGAGAUACAUUACAAGCAAAAAUUGGGUUAAAGCACGAAAGAAUGUUAGCAGAGGCUGAUAUAUCAGAAAAAAAAUCAUCUUAUAUUAGAAAACGUGUAGAAGAAUAUCCAUCUGGUGAAAUGAAUAUAGGAAAUAAUGAAUUGAUUCAUUUAAUGGAUAUGUAUUUGAAAUGUUAUAACGCUAAUUCUAUGGCAACGUAUGUAGAAGUUUUAUUUAAAGUAGAAAAUGAAAUGAGAUAUAAAUGUAGAGAUAAAAUAUUGAAUGCUUAUCGAAAUAAUAUUUCAUAUGAAAUAGAAAUAGAAAAACUAUCACUGACUGAUUAG
This is a messenger RNA of Plasmodium gallinaceum, 426 nucleotides long. RefSeq names its product fam-g protein. The record is from RefSeq and is a predicted model, not a curated record. NCBI's taxonomy places the organism in Eukaryota, Apicomplexa, Aconoidasida, Haemosporida, Plasmodiidae. The transcript is spliced from 2 exons. Bases 1 to 426 code for a protein of 141 amino acids.